Molecule: messenger RNA, 2019 nt
Organism: Salvelinus sp. IW2-2015
Lineage: Eukaryota; Metazoa; Chordata; Actinopteri; Salmoniformes; Salmonidae
Product: metal transporter CNNM4
Biological process (GO): intracellular manganese ion homeostasis; magnesium ion transport; magnesium ion homeostasis
Cellular component (GO): plasma membrane; cytoplasm
Molecular function (GO): sodium ion transmembrane transporter activity; magnesium ion transmembrane transporter activity
Source: RefSeq, a predicted model, not a curated record
UCCGAGUUGGCUGAGAGUGAAACAAACAUGGCGACAGACUGGAGUGGUUGGCAGGGGUAUACGCUAACUUUAAUCGUUUUACUAUGGUGUACGGCGAGCACAGAAGCCGAGACGGGGAUCCCGGAGACCGGUAGCCCCACCCAGGUCUUCGGCAUGCGGCUGGAGAGGAGCGACAAGCCGGCCACUACCACCGACGACGGGGUGAUCCAAGUAACAGAGGAGAGCAACAUCUUCAUGAGGUUCUACGGGCUGCAGAUUCUUCCUGACACCUCGUCACAGAUCAAGUUCAUGGAACAUGAACAUGUUGAUGUUACUAGCAAUAAUGCUAAUUUUAACAGGACUUGCGCCGAAUAUACCAAAGAUAUCGUUAUUCGGGGUGGCAUGAACGUGAGCCACCUCGGAACCUCCGGGGUGGUGAGUUUGAAAAUCAAGCCGCUACGGAAGCGCGAGCUCAAGAAGGAGUAUGGGCUCUGCGUCCGGGACAAUCAAGAUGGCAAGUGGUACCUGUUGGGUGAGGAUGACGGGAGGCUGCGAGUGGUUGAGGAAAAGAAAUCCAUGCUUCCUAUGUGGUUCCAGUGUAUCCUCAUCUGCACUCUGUUGGUACUGUCAGGUAUGUUCAGCGGGCUCAACCUGGGACUCAUGGCCCUGGAUCCUAUGGAGCUCCGGAUAGUCCAGAACUGCGGUACCGAAAAGGAGAAGAGGUACGCCAGCAAGAUCGAGCCCAUUCGGAGAAAAGGGAACUAUCUUUUAUGUUCCUUACUCCUGGGUAAUGUGCUAGUCAACACAACGCUCACCAUCCUCCUGGAUGACUUGAUAGGGUCAGGUCUGGGAGCAGUGGUCGCCUCCACUAUAGGUAUUGUCAUAUUCGGGGAGAUCGUUCCCCAGGCGCUGUGCUCUCGCCACGGACUGGCUGUAGGAGCCAACACCAUCAUGGUGACCAAGUUCUUCAUGUUGGUGACUUUCCCCCUGUCAUGGCCCAUCAGUAAACUCCUGGACUGCAUCUUGGGCCAGGAGAUCGGUACCGUGUACAACAGGGAGAAGCUGGUGGAGAUGCUGAGAGUAACGGAACCGUACAAUGACCUGGUCAAAGAGGAACUCAACAUGAUCCAGGGUGCGCUUGAGCUCAGGACCAAAACCGUUGAAGAUGUCAUGACGCCGAUCAGUAAUUCCUUCAUGAUCCACAGCGACGCCGUGUUGGACUUUAACACCAUGUCAGAGAUCAUGGAGAGCGGUUACACGCGCAUACCGGUGUUUGAGGAUGAGAGGUCCAACAUUGUGGAUAUCUUGUUUGUCAAGGACCUGGCUUUCGUUGAUCCGGAUGACUGUACGACGCUGAAGACCAUCACCAAGUUCUACAACCACCCGGUUCACUUCGUGUUCCAUGACACCAAGCUGGAUUCCAUGUUAGAGGAGUUCAAGAAAGGUAAGUCCCACCUGGCCAUCGUUCAGAAGGUGAAUAAUGAGGGGGAGGGGGAUCCGUUCUACGAGGUGCUGGGAUUGGUUACCUUGGAAGACGUCAUCGAGGAGAUCAUCAAAUCAGAGAUCCUGGACGAGUCGGACCUUUACACUGACAACAGCAGAAACAGGAAGAAGGUGGCACCCAAUAAGAACAAACGAGAUUUCUCCGCCUUCAAACAGAGCGAGAGCGAAUCCAAAGUCAAGAUCUCCCCUCAGCUGCUAUUGGCCGCUCACCGUUUCCUGGCAACAGAGGUGACGUUAUUCAGCCCGUCCCAGAUAUCAGACAAGGUUCUGUUGAGGAUUCUGAGACACCCCGACGUCAUCCAGGACAUUAAGUUCAACGACAGUGACAAACGCUGUCCUCAACACUUUGUCUACCAGAGAGGGAAGGCUGUCGACUACUUCAUACUCAUACUGCAGGGUCGGGUGGAGGUGGAAGCCGGGAACGAGAACAUGAAGUUUGAGACGGGACCCUUCUCCUACUACGGAGUCAUGGCCCUCAGUGCUCCCACGUUAGGUGAGUCCUCUCUCUCUCUCCUCCGUUACUGUCUGUCUCUCUUC